AUGAUUCCAACUGCAAUACAGACAAGCACUUUAGUGGUGCUUGGGUUAAAGCCAAAGGAUAUGGCUGUCCAGAUGGAGGAGCUAAAUAAACUUGCCGGGGGAAAUUACUUUACAAAGGAAACAUGCGUAGGAAAGGACUCUGCUGUCUUGUGUCUCUGUGGAGGCAUCAAGCUAGUCUCAGACUUAGUCAGAAGACUGAACAAUAUGAGCAUAGAUGGAGAGUGCAUUCAGGCUCUUUCUUUUGCUAGGUACUUAGCAAUGUACAGCGUAGGAAAGCUGUCUGUAGGAAAAGAGCAGAUAUACAAGCCUGCAGUGAAAAGGAUCAUAGGAAAGAAAGAGGUAGAAAUGUGGAGGGCAGAGGCACUUGGGGAGCAGUUCGUAAUAUAUGGCGAAGAUGUUCUUUCCAACUACCAGCUGUCCAAGAUGUUUCCCUGCAAGCUAAUUAAGUCAAAGCCCAUAAAGGAGAUGGAGAUAACAGUAAAGGAUGAGCUAAUUGUGGCACGCAAGCAGAAGAAUGUGUUUGUCUACAGUGGAUACUUAGACUUACUCGAUGGAUUUGUACUGGAUGACAUUAUAUCGCACUACACCUUGGGCGAGCACAUUAUCAUUGGGUGCCAGCCAGAUCCAUCUCGCCAGGAGUGGCACGUCUACAAUAUAUACAACAAGACAGAGAUAAAGAAGGUGGAGAUUGAGAAUGAAGAGACCUUUGCUGUCUCCUCAGACCUAACCCACUAUAUGAUUUCUGGUGAGAAAGGCGUCCAAAUAAGAGAAAUCGUGACAGAUGAAAUUAUCUACCCAGAGUACUACGGUGUGCCAAAUGAGAAGGUUGAGGGAUUUAUGUCAGAGAAGAAUAAUGUUGUAUUGGUGGUGAAGACUACUUCCAUAAGCACGCAGCUAUCUUUAUACUGCCUCACCUCAGGGAAGACCAUUCGAAAGAGAGUUUUCACCAACAUAGAAAGCUAUUCUGUUGAGUUCUCAGAGAAUGAAGUUUCUGUUGUGAAUGUCCGUAAGAUAGCAGACAAUCUUAGCCACUUUAUAGAGAUAUGGAAUUUGGACGGGAAGAGAGUUAUUUCAAAGGCACUUGGUGAGAAUGUAAAGCAUGUAUACACCAGCAAAAGCUCUAUUGUAGUGCAGACACAGACGUCUGCCAAGGUGCUAAGACGGGCACAGAAUAUACUGGUUGAGGGCGCAGUCAUUAGAGAGCCAAUCUCCAGGGUAAUAGCUGGCGAGAUAACAGUAAUACUCAUUGACUCAGGAGAUCUCUGCCUGAUUGGGAAGGAUGGAGAAGUGCUGCACAGAGUCCUGGAAACAGGCGCAGCUGAAAUACAGAUGUCUCCAUUUGGUCUUUACAUUGCGCUUCUCUCUGGGGAUCAAGUGCGAAUACUGAAUCUUUGCGGGAAAGAAGUCUUUGCGUCAAAUAUAAAGAGAGAUAAUGGAUUUUUCUGGAGAACAGUCGUGGCACCAACAGAGGAGAUGUCGCUUGGUGAGGAGGAGAUACAGAAGUACAAGAUUGAAGACAGCCUUAAGAGAAAGGAGGCAAGAAAGCAGUUCAUGAAGGAAAAUGAAGAAAGAGUCUCUGAGUGGAGACUGUUCUUACAGGAGAUGAAAGAGUUUAAGUCUGCACACGAACAGGCAAGAAGCUAG
Molecule: messenger RNA, 1644 nt
Organism: Nematocida ausubeli
Lineage: Eukaryota; Fungi; Microsporidia
Exons: 1
Coding region: 1-1644 (547 amino acids)
Source: RefSeq, a predicted model, not a curated record